Scomber japonicus (chub mackerel) is the source of this 1653-nucleotide messenger RNA. Its product is annotated as E3 ubiquitin-protein ligase TRIM39-like. NCBI's taxonomy places the organism in Eukaryota, Metazoa, Chordata, Actinopteri, Scombriformes, Scombridae. The coding region runs from base 1 to 1653 and encodes 550 amino acids. Gene Ontology annotation, molecular function: zinc ion binding; protein binding. The record is from RefSeq and is a predicted model, not a curated record. The transcript has 10 exons.
AUGGCCUCUGCAUUGUCCGAGGAUCAGUUACAAUGCAGCAUCUGUCUGGACGUCUUCAACAACCCUACCUCCCUCCCAUGUGGGCACAACUUCUGCCUGGAUUGCAUCAAACAAUUCUGGGUUACAAGAAGACAUAAGCCUGCUGAGUGUCCGCUGUGCAAAGAGACCUUCAAAAAACGACCAGAACUCAGGAUCAACAUAGACUUAAAAGACAUCACGGAGCAAUUUCAAAGGUCUCUGAAGGACAAGCCAAGAUACAAACCAACCCCUGUGAUACCAUCGAAUAAAGAUAUUACCUGUGACGUCUGCCACGAAAUCAAGUCAACAGCAGUGAAGUCGUGCGUAGUGUGCCAGGAAUCCUACUGUGUAACCCACCUGAUAUCUCAUCUGAGGGAUCCAGUGAUGACAAAACACAGGCUGAUGGAUCCGUACACCUUUGUCAAUAGUCACAUGUGCAGUAAUCACAGAAAGCCGCUGGAGAUAUUCUGCAGGAAUGACCAAACUCCCCUGUGUGCAAAAUGCGUAGAGACAGAUCAUAAAUACCACAAAGUCCUCCCCAUAGAGAAGGAGUGCAGUAGAAUCAAGACUCAGAUGCAGAAGAUCGAAGCAGAGUUUCAACAGAUGAUUCAGGACAGAAACGUAAAGAUUGAGGAGAUCAAAAAUUCAGUGGAGAUGAGCAAAAAAAUCAAAGAAGAAGAGAUACAUAAGAGUCUGCAGGUCUUCACCAUGAUGAUUAGUGCCAUUGAGAGUAACCAGGCUUUACUCAUUGAGGAGCUGGAGAAGAAGCAGGAGGCAGCUGAGAAGAAAGCACAAGAGUUUGUCAGCAAAUUGGAGCAAGAAAUUAAUGAGCUGCAGAGGAGAUGCAAUGAGCUGGUUUACCUGGGGGACAGCAAUGACACACUUCACCUCCUGCAGUCCUUUCCUUCUCUGAGCGCUCCACUGUGCCCCGCGGACUGGUCCGGCGUUACAGUGCACUCAGACAACUACAUAGGGACAGUGAGGAGAACUUGCUCCAAGCUGGUCGACAUCUGCCAGGAGUUUGAAAAGAAAUUGUCUGCAGUUGAAGUGAGCAAGACCAAUCAGUAUGCAGUGGAUGUGACUCUGGAUCCUGACACUGCUGCAGGCUGGCUGAUUCUGUCCCCAGAUGGGAAAAAGGUGAGUGUCAGCUCCCAGCAGAGGAAGCUCCCUGAAAACCCCGGCAGGUUCGACUCCUGCGUCUCUGUUCUGGGGAAACAAAGCUUCACCUUUGGAAGACGCUAUUGGGUAGUUCAGGUUGGUGAUAAAACAGACUGGGAUCUUGGUGUGGCCAGGGAGUCCAUCAACAGGAAGGGGGCCAUCACGGUACGUCCCGACAGUGGUUACUGGGCGAUCUGUCGACGGAAAGGUGGCAGCCUGAGCGCCUGUGCUGGCCCCUCCGUCACCCUCCACCUCCAGGAAACCCCACAGAAAGUAGGCAUCUUCCUGGACAUUGAGGAAGGGGAGGUCUCCUUCUAUGAUGCAGAAACAAAGACUCACAUUUAUACUUACGCUGAAUGCACGUUCACUGAGGCUCUCUAUCCGUACUUAAACCCAUGUCUUCAUGACAACGGGAAGAACACGGCCCCUUUGAUUAUCUGUCCUGUCCUGUCCACUGAAGAGACGGUAGAGUUUUGA